ACUCUGUAUGGGAAUGGGAUCAGAUCCUAAGACGGAAUCGUUGGCAAGAAAUCAAACCCCGCGCUGAACUCUCCGGGAAUGGUGUCGGGUCGGGCUUGGUCGGGGAGCUCGGUGACAGGUCGGAUUGUGGAGAGGACACCCCACUAUGCGGCAAUGUUAGGCUCCGGGAUGAGGACCUCUGGGAAGGGGGUAGCCCAGCAAGAGGGUGGGUCAGAUCUUGGGGAUGGAGCCAAACCUUGAGUCGAGGCCCUCGGGGUGGGGUCUUUAGGCCCCACUGUUCUGUUUUAUAAAGGGGGCGGUGCGAGUGCUUUGGGGAGGAGCUGAACAGCGGGUCCGAGAGAUGGCGGCGGACGAGGAAGGAGAGACGCUGGAGUCGUGGCUGAAUAAAGCUACCAAUCCUCUAAAUACUGAAGAGAAAUGGGAAUGCAUCAAGGGAUUCUGCGAUCAGGUCAAUCUAGAGCUGGAGGGCCCACAGAUUGCAACUCGUCUCCUGGGUCACAAAAUCCAGUCGCCACAAGAAAAAGAGGCUCUGUAUGCACUCACGGUAUUGGAUACGUGCAUGAACAAUUGUGGGAAACGGUUUCAGAAUGAAGUUGGAAAGUUUCGAUUUUUAAAUGAUUUAAUUAAAGUCUUAUCACCAAAGUACCUGGGCUUGUGGUCCUCAGAACAAGUGAAGUCUAAGGUGAUAGAAAUGUUGUAUAGCUGGACAGUGUGGCUACCAAAUGCAAUAAAAAUCCGAGAUGCCUAUCAGAUGCUGAAGAAGCAAGGUAUCAUCAAGCAGGAUCCCAAGUUACCAGAUGAGAAGCCUUUGCUGCCACCUUCCCCAGAAAAGAAGUGCUCCCUCUUUGAUGAUGAUGAAAAAUCAAAGCUCCUUGCAAGACUUCUGAAAAGCAACCACCCAGAGGACUUGCAGGCUGCCAACAGAUUGAUCAAGAGUGUCAUCAGAGAGGAUGAAGAGAAAGCUGAAAAGAUCAACAAGAGGAUCCGCCUCAUUGAGGAAGUAGCCAACAGUACAAAGUUGCUGAAUGAGAUGCUGACUAUGUACCAGAAAGACGGUUUGCCCGAAAACCAGAUCGAAAUUCUGAAGAACUUGUAUCAGCGCUGCGAGAAGCUGCGGCCGGCACUGUUCCGACUUGCGAAUGACACUGUGGAAAAUGAUGAAGCUUUGGUGGAAAUUCUGCAGACCAACGACUCACUUGCAGAUGCAAUCAGCUUGUACAAGAAAAUCAUUCAGGGGCAUGAAAUCAGUGUGGCCCCCAGAAGUUCAGCCAAAACAGAAAUGUCUUCGCUACUAUCUGAUUUAUCUGAUUUGGAGCUGGACUUUGGAAAACCUGAAACCGAUGAGAGUUCAGGCCGCAAGCAGCAGUUGCCAUGUUUGCUGGAUGAAGAACUGGUGUCUCUGGAUCUGAAUGAACCCUCAUUAAUGGAGCAAGCUGUGAAUCAGAAUACGUCCCAGAAAGCAAAUCCAGCUACAACCGCACCAAGAUCUACCUCCAGUGGGAGCAGGGACUUGGACGGCUUGGACCUACUGGGGUCAACGUUGAUGGAACAGUUUCUUCAACACCAGACACAGCCAGUACAAUGGGAACAGCCAUGCAUCAAACCUACACGGAAGGACCUCCAGAACCAGGCACCAGCUCGCGCUCUCAUGGCCGAUUUGGACCCAUGUUGUCCUGCCAUGUCCGCUUCGCUUGCGGCGCCAACUCUCCUUCCUCAGUCCAUGGUACCGCUGGAGCUCAUGCACGUUUGUCCCCUUCAGCUGCAGCACCAAGUGCCUGCUCCACGUGGGCCCUCGAUCGCAGGGGGCGAGGAACUCUCCUGGAAGAGGCUGUUUGUGCCAGUGGAGACCAUUCGGACAAGUCAUAUACCACCUGUCACAGUCUACGACAAAAAUGGCUUCCAAGUCCUCUUUCACUUUGCCAAAGCCUCUUCCUUACCCUCACAGAGGCCGGACCUGUUGGUUGUUAUCAUCUCUCUUCUGAGCACAUUGCCCGGACCAAUAAAGGGCAUCCUUUUCCAAGCCGCUGUGCCAAAGGUGAUGAGGGUGAAGCUACAACCUGCCUCUGGCACAGAGCUUCCUUCAUUCAAUCCCCUCCUCCCACCGCCAGUCAUCUCACAGGUCAUGCUCCUUGACAAUCCUCGCAAGGAGAAGGUCCGUUUGCGAUACAAGCUGCACUACACCCUGGCUGAGCAGCCCUUCACAGAGACUGGGGAAGUCACUGAGUUCCCAGCUGUGGAAACCUGGGGUACUCUUUGAGGAAUGAGAGAAGGUCACAAGACAGAACACCUGAAGGAGUUUGACACCAUACACCCCAGCACCAGGACCAUUGUUCGGUGAUACCAAAAUACGACAGGAUUCCCAUGAAUUAAAUUGGAUUCCCUGUUGGGACAGAUGACACCAGAGUUCGAAGGAUGGGAUCCUAAUUUUGCCAAAUUACAUUUCACUUACCCCCUCUUUCUCUAAUGUUGCUGGCUGGAACAGAAGAAUAGUCCUGUUAAUUAAUACUCAUUUAUAGUUCCUAUUGCCUAACGCAAGUGGCCUUGUCCUCUGUCACAUCUGCACACAUCACCCCAAUAAUAUUUUUAAUCAGUGUGGCUCACACUGUGAGGUGUCACUUGCAGGGGUUAAGAAGCCUUGUUUGUUUUAACAACCCCUCCAGUACAUCUUUGUUAUAAAGUUUGUCAAUAGCAGCAGAGCAGAUGCUGCAUGUUUGCCUUUUCACUCCAGUCUUUGCAUUUCCAGACAAUUAGUUAGAACUUAGAACGGCAGCAAGUUGAAGAAUUCCAUUCAAAUAGUCAUUUAAUUGUCUUUCACUGCAUAGUAAAUGCAAACAAUGGAAAUAGGUGGGAUUAUUUGGAUUGGUGGAGGUUUAGUAAUCUGAGUGUUCAUCUUCACUGUAAAACACAAAGUUCAAAGUACAUUUAUGAUCAAAAUGUACAGUAUACAUUAUACAACUAGUCUCCUUACAGACAGCCACAAAACAAAGAAACCUUAAAAGAACCCAUUUCAAAAAAGACCAUCAAACACCCAAUGUGCAGAGGGGAAAAAAAUAUGCAAACAAUAAAAGUAAGCAAAUGGAAUUCACAAGUUCAGUUUUUAUGAAAUUGAAUCAUUUGGAUCUGCAAUUGUUCUGCAGAGAAAUGCAUUCACUGGAAGGGAAAUAAGAAAUGACAUUUUGCUUCCAGCUCUAAGUACCAAAGUUGACCUUUCCAUCCACAAGAUGCCCCAACUCUUCACUCUUGCUUGCAGUUUGUCACCACAUAAUGAGGCAGUGAACAGAGAGGAAAUAGCAUUAAUUUGAAGGGAAUAGUGGAAUUCAUAAAGGCCACCCAGUCCCUUAAGCCCACUGUAACUCCUCAUUUCUAGCAACAAUUUUACCCAAAAGUGGUACAGCCUGUCACUGAAGGUCUAUGGUGAGGAUUGGUCACCUGGGUGAUGGUGACACCUACAGGCUCAAAAUCAGUAUUGCACUGGUUUUUAAAUUGCACUCAGUUACAGACCCAAAGUAUUCACUGUUCCUCCUUGGAACGGAUGCGUCCUGACUUGCUGAGCCUUUUUCCCAGUAUAUUCUGUUUUUCUUUGUUUCAGAUUUCAAGACUCUGCAGCUUUUUAAAAAUUUUAAUUUAAAAUUUACUUACCCCUUGUUCAUUUUGUUUGCAUGUAUCUUUUUCAAUAUGUAGGAGGUAAGGAUUUCUAGAAUCUAAACAAAAGUAUUCUGUUCUCAGAGGGCUUAGCAUGGUCUUAAAUGAAAAAAUCAUUUUUCUGUUGGAAAGAAUAGUGAAGACAUUUGACAAUAUUCUCUGGGAAUAUGACAGCUUGUUUUGAGUGAAGAACUAAUUUACAAUUAAGAACAUUCUUGGAAAUUAAUUAUGGGAAGAGAGAUUAGUCUUGCAACUAUAAUUCAAAUAUUUAUAUUUUUGUAAUAUAAAAGAAUGACCCAUUUAAACUUGUGCCUGCAGAAGCAAUGACUUUCCAGUUCAGGGAAAGUAAUAUUCUUAUCAAUAGCAAAGCAUUCAAACCGACAUCUGGGGUGUCUGAGCCUAGAAAUGAAGAGAAAGAUUUACAUUUAUAGAAUACCUAUCAUUUCCCUUUCAGAACCCACCAAAACAUUUUACAGCUGAUAAAAUAAAUUUGAUUGCACUGUUGUAAUGAGUCAAAGCGAUGGCUAAUUCAUGUUCAUACUGAUGAGCAGCACUGACAAAUGACCAAGUAAUCUGAUGUACAAUUAUUGGUCAAUGACCUGGGAAUCGCGCCACCUGCUCUUCCUUGAACAGUAUCAUGGGGUCUUUUAUAAACAGAUCGUGCAGUAAUGAAAGCCCUCGUUUGAAAAGUUGCAUCGCCAACAGAGCAGCACUACAGCUGAACAUUGACCAGGAUUUUUGGGCUCAAGCCGUUGGUGUGGACGAGCUAUCUGCUCAAGAGGCGAGAUUGCAGCCAGCUGGUACUUCACAUUAAUGAAUAAAAUCUAGAACUGCCUACUUCUGAUGAUGCUCCUGUGAAAUAUUGAGACAUUUUACUACGUUAAUGGCACUUCUGAGUGCAAGUUAAUAAGGGUACGUGCUUUAUCUGUUGAUGCUACUUGUGCACAGCCACAGACAAUGCAAUUGUGGGAACGGUGUUAAUUUACUUCACUGAACCAGUUUUAAGAAUGGUAAAAUAAAUCUUUUAAAUUCCUCAGCUUUUCUGUACU
Molecule: messenger RNA, 4691 nt
Organism: Mobula hypostoma (lesser devil ray)
Lineage: Eukaryota; Metazoa; Chordata; Chondrichthyes; Myliobatiformes; Myliobatidae
Product: ADP-ribosylation factor-binding protein GGA1-like
Exons: 17
Coding region: 341-2257 (638 amino acids)
Biological process (GO): intracellular protein transport; Golgi to plasma membrane transport; protein localization to cell surface
Cellular component (GO): trans-Golgi network
Molecular function (GO): small GTPase binding; phosphatidylinositol binding; ubiquitin binding
Source: RefSeq, a predicted model, not a curated record